This is a messenger RNA of Rhodofomes roseus, 3196 nucleotides long. RefSeq lists its product as uncharacterized. The record is from RefSeq and is a predicted model, not a curated record. The transcript has 5 exons. Lineage: Eukaryota; Fungi; Basidiomycota; Agaricomycetes; Polyporales; Fomitopsidaceae. Bases 170 to 2830 code for a protein of 886 amino acids.
CGACGUCGAGCCCUCUUCCAUCCGCCUCCCCCCUAUUCUCUCAUCCGCCCACAUCGCCGCGUCUCGACGCGCGCGCAUCCCCGCAAAUAAACCGCUGAAACAUAUACAUAUUCACGAACCCUCACGAUCUCUACUCACGACUUCAUACUAGCCUUGCGCUGCCUGCUGGAUGGCAGCACCAACGCAAGCUCUGCCGGCUUGGAUGACUCUUUCCUCUGCUGUCGUCACUGCACCAGACGGCAGUGUCUUCACCUCGUACACCACCCUCGAGUUGCCGCUCACAUACUACGGCCCAAGCAUUCCCCUGAACACGGGCUGGACAUACGGAGGGUUGACCCCACCUCCGUCUACCUCCACGGCACCCACUUCCUCAUCGCCAUUUACUACCACCUCGCCCUCAUCUGCUCCAUCUAGUUCAUCCUUCUCGUCAUCUGUAUCCUCGUCUUCCUCUAGCGUGUCGUCGACAUCUUCAUCGUCGGCCUCAAGUUCGACCAUGUCGAGCUCCUCCAUAACCACAACGUCGUCGGUGUCAGCGUCGGCAUCACCAUCUGCCGUAGCAUCUGGAGCCCACAGUUCAAGAUCUUCCACAGUGAUCGGGGCCGUGCUUGGUUCCCUUUUGGGCACGUUGGUCCUCGUGCUUUUGAUCCUCAUUUGGCUACUCCUGCGGAGACACUACAGGGGUGUCAGGAACAACACCGAGCCGCCAGCGAAGAGUGCAAGCUCGAGCUUCUGGAAUCGAUCUACAACUGUCUUCUCGCGUCGGAAGUCGCGGCGGCAGACACCAAUAUGGACGGAGUGGCAGAUGGUGAGCCCCGAGGACUUCGAGGACAGGCUGCCUCAGAGCCCGACCAGCCCAACCAGCCCUGAAGAAGGCAUUCCCCGUGACAGCGGAGACGAGACGGACCCGUUCCUUAACCGCACUCUUCGCAAUGGCACGAACGAGAUGUCGCAGACGCAGACGGGCACAGACACACUCGUCAGCAUACCCGUCGCUGCUGCGCUCGCUACGGGCACCGCAUCGACGCGCCGGUCGGGGACGACACCUACUCAUGUGGGCGGACCGAUCAUGCCACGCGAAGAGCUGCUUGCGCGGAUGAACGAGGAGGAUGCUGCGAUGAUGCAGGUACGUCUGGUGAGCCCCUCGACUGACGAGCACACGUCGCCGCUGCUCCCGCCUCCGCCAUUGAGCUCGGAUCGCCGGAGCAUGCGUGCGGCCAGGCCGGGACUCAACGAGACAAAGUCAAUGCGCUCGCUCGCCUCUGCUGCAUUCUCUGGGUCAUCGGAGAAGUCGGGCAGCAUCGACGCGCAGGAGCCGGAGCGUGCGGAGUUGCUCACGGCGCGACGAGUCAAGGUCGGCAACUACGGUGAGCCAGCGUCGGACGCCGGUGCGAGUUCCCUCACGAGCGGUACGUCCGGCCUCGAGAGGCUCGCGAAUCUCCCGCGCAUGAGUUGGUUCCGGCGGAUGUCAUUCCUCCCCACCCCCGUUGGCUCGAGAUCGAACUCUCGUGACGGAGCGGAAGGUGACCGGUACACACGCACUCCCCCACGGUCGCAUUCACGGCAAAACUCUCGCUCAAGGCCAGUCUCAUGGGCGCCGUUGCCAACAACAGAGCCGACCAGCCCGACUCUGGAGUCUAGCGUGGGUCGGAGGCCGAGGCCACCAUCGUCGUUCCCCCAGGGCUUGGGUCUCCUCGUUGGCGACGAGCGGCCAGUAUCGUCCAUCAGCGCCAAGAGCCGUGCGAGCGGGAGUACCGUGUACCACGACGCAAGGGACACUCCCAGCAGCUCGCUGGUGGAGGUCAACGUGACCCCGGCUGGAACGUUUGGAUCUAAUCGUUCGCAGCCGGGUAUUCCGCCUGUGCCUCCACUCCCUCACCAGGCGCGCUCGGCGCCAGUGUCCCCGCUUGCGGAGCAGACACUUGGGACGAACACUGGUUAUAUUCACCUAGACAUCCCUAGCUCUGAGCCACCCACCUACGAGGAAUCGCAUCGGGACUCGCCACAUAGCUCUGGAGAUCGUCCUGCUGAUUCCGUCGACGUCCUGGACCUUCCUGUUCCCCGCCCCGCCUCACCGUUCACUGCUGCCUCAGGUAGCAGCCGUGCUCAGCCGCCCCCUGGCCUGCCAAACCCGAGCGUGUGGCGUGAUUCCCAUGCGACCACGGAUGGUACCUCAAGCACGUCUGGCAUUCGGAUCGAUGUCCUUGAGGAGGCACCACCUCCGGCUCAGGAUAGCUGGCGCAACUUGUCAGGCGGGAACGCAGGUACGGCUCCUGGUGGACGGCGAACGACAUUUGGAACAGUGCCCAUGGUAGUUCAUCGAGACGCUGUCCAAUCCGAGCGUGGUUCUCUCGCGUCUGGACGCUCACAUCUAAGCCCACACGUUCUGCAGUCGUCUGGUUCGACAGCGGCGUCACUGCAUACGCACCGCAGCUCUUCGUCUAAGUCUCACUCUCAAGGGCCAAGCGGCAGCUCUGGCUCUCGUUCGGCCUCGCAUGCCGGGUCAAUCGCCGACCGGAGACUCGAACAGGUCAGCGAAGCAGCUUCUCCGCCUUUGUCCGCCGUCUUCUCCAAGGACGGCGUGUGGAGCCGUCCAAGCUCACCGCCAGGUGUACGCCCGAUGUCGCCCAUCAGCCAAUCGCCUUCAUCCUCCGCGGAAGGAGAACCCGCGUUCCCGGAGCCGCGCCCUCCGACGCCGAACACCGCGGCGGGGACAGUGACGUCCACUACAACUUCGAGGACGGAAGAGAGUGGCACGCAUGCGAGCGUGACUACGAGUGGUACCGACCCAGGCUAUGCUGAGGCCCGACAUGACGAUGACAUCCUGUGGUAGUGCUAGAGUUUUUCCUCGGUUGUGGUGACUAUCCCCUUCUAUCCCCCUAUCCCGCAUACCCUUACGUAUUCGUCGAGAGAGCUCGACAGUGCGCCCCGUUCACACCUUUGACAUGACACUUGCACGCGUUACCUGUUAUCCUCCCUCUACCUACCCCCGACCUACUUCUGCGAUACCUCAUUCGAACUUCACCAUGGCAUCCGAUACCUGUUAGAUGUUUUGCAAUUGCUUUGCGUUACCCUUGACCUGCUUGCUCCGAUCUAUAUUGACCAGACUUGUAUCUAUCCGUCACCUAUCUGAUGCUCACGACCCACGUUAUGAUUAUGACCUACUAACGACCGAGAAUAUAGCCUUCUUUGUUUUGUA